This is a messenger RNA of Octodon degus (degu), 4121 nucleotides long. It is a transcript of the gene Gga3, whose product is annotated as golgi associated, gamma adaptin ear containing, ARF binding protein 3. The transcript has 17 exons. Gene Ontology annotation, cellular component: trans-Golgi network. Gene Ontology annotation, biological process: vesicle-mediated transport; intracellular protein transport. NCBI's taxonomy places the organism in Eukaryota, Metazoa, Chordata, Mammalia, Rodentia, Octodontidae. The coding region runs from base 204 to 2396 and encodes 730 amino acids. The record is from RefSeq and is a predicted model, not a curated record. Gene Ontology annotation, molecular function: phosphatidylinositol binding; ubiquitin binding; small GTPase binding.
CUGGGCGCUAGAGUCUUUCACCACGGGGUCCAGAAGGAAACUCUAAAAAGAAGCACUCGCCCGGCCCGCAUCCGUCCCAGCCUGGCGCAACCCUGGGUUGCGGCUCUCGCUCCUCUCAGGCCCCCAUGCAGGCCCCGCCCAGGAUCGGCUGUGCACACUCUCGCGAGGUUUGAGGCCGCGAAGUCGGCCCGGGCGGCUGCAGUAUGGCGGAGGUAGAAGGAGAGAGCCUGGAAUCCUGGCUGAAUAAAGCCACCAAUCCUUCUAAUCGCCAAGAAGACUGGGAAUACAUAAUUGGCUUUUGUGAUCAGAUCAACAAGGAGCUUGAAGGGCCCCAGAUUGCUGUCCGACUGCUGGCCCACAAGAUCCAGUCUCCACAGGAAUGGGAGGCAGUGCAGGCCCUGACGGUCCUGGAGGCAGGCAUGAAGAACUGUGGGAGGAGAUUUCAUAACGAAGUGGGGAAGUUCCGGUUUCUGAAUGAGUUAAUCAAAGUCGUCUCUCCAAAGUACCUGGGGGACAGGGUAUCUGAGAAAGUGAAGACCAAGGUCAUUGAGCUGCUGUAUAGUUGGACAGUGGCCCUGCCAGAAGAAGCAAAGAUCAAAGAUGCUUAUCACAUGUUAAAGAGACAGGGCAUAGUGCAGUCUGACCCACCAAUCCCAGUGGACAGGACACUGAUCCCCUCUCCACCAGCUCGUCCCAAAAACCCUGUUUUUGACGAUGAGGAAAAAUCCAAGCUUUUAGCCAGACUGCUGAAGAGCAAAAACCCAGAUGACCUGCAAGAAGCCAACAAGCUCAUCAAGUCUAUGGUGAAGGAAGAUGAGGCACGAAUCCAGAAGGUCACCAAGCGCGUGCACACCCUGGAGGAGGUCAACAACAACGUGAAGCUGCUCCAUGAGAUGCUGCUUCACUACAGCCAAGAGCACUCUUCGGAGGCAGACAAAGAGCUCAUGAAGGAAUUGUUUGAUCGGUGUGAGAACAAGAGACGGACAUUAUUUAAACUAGCCAGUGAGACAGAAGACAAUGACAAUAGUUUGGGGGACAUCCUGCAGGCCAGUGACAACCUCUCCCGGGUCAUCAAUUCUUAUAAAACUAUUAUUGAAGGGCAGGUCAUCAACGGGGAGGAGACUACCUCAACCAUGCCUGAUUCUGAAGGAAACAGCUACUCCAGUAAUCAAGGCACUCUCAUCGACCUUGCAGAGUUGGACACACCCAACAGUUCACCCCCAGUGUUGCCCCCAGCACCUACCGCGCCCUCUUCAGGCAUUCCUAUCCUCCCUCCACCUCCCCAGACCUCCGGACCUCCACGUAGCCGCUCCUCCAGCCAGGCUGAGGCCCCCCCAGCACCCAGUAGCACAAGCAACACACUCUCUCUGCUGGACGAAGAGCUGCUUUGCUUAGGACUCUCUGACCCAGCCCCCACUACUCUUCCCAAAGAGUCAGCUGGAAGUAGCCAGUGGCACCUGUUGCAGAGUGAACAAUCCAGCGUGGACUUCUUCAGCCCCAGGGUGGGGCCUGCUCCCUGCUCCUCGGAGGGGCCCUUGCUCCCACCUUCAGCUCUCCCAUCAAGCAAGUUCCAAGCUCCACUGCCAUCUGGCUUCCCAGCCCCUGUGGUCCCAGCCAGCACACCUGGCCCCAGCGCAGUCUCCUUCAUGUUCGCCUCCGGACUUGCCCCAGCUUUGGCCGCAAAGGCUGAGCAUGCAGCCCCUGAGUUCCACAACUCAGCACUGGGUGACAGCACCCUGAACCACCUGGAUGCCCUUGAUCAGCUUCUAGAAGAGGCCAAAGUGACCUCAGGCUUAGUGAAACCUGUUUCUUGCUUUUCCUCUGGGGCCACCACUUCUCCCCUGCUCCCCACCUCCGUUCCUGCCAGGCCUCUCCUGCCCAUUUCCACUGGACCCAGCAGCCCUCUUUUCCAGUCGCCGGCCUUCCAGUCCCAGGGCAGCCCCAUGAAGGGGCCCGAGCUCUCCCUGGCCAGUGUCCACGUGCCCCUGGAAUCCAUCAAGCCUAGCAGUGCCCUUCCUGUGACAGCGUAUGAUAAAAAUGGCUUCCGUAUCCUCUUCCACUUUGCCAAGGAGUGUCCACCAGGACGGCCUGAUGUACUGGUGGUGGUGGUGUCCAUGCUGAACACAGCUCCCUUGCCAGUCAAGAGCAUUGUGCUACAAGCUGCAGUGCCCAAGUCAAUGAAAGUGAAGCUACAGCCACCAUCUGGGACAGAACUCUCUCCAUUCAGUCCCAUCCAGCCACCUGCAGCCAUCACCCAGGUCAUGCUGCUGGCCAACCCAAUGAAGGAGAAGGUGCGGCUGCGGUAUAAGCUGACCUUUGUUCUUGGGGAGCAGCUGAGCACAGAGGUGGGCGAGGUGGACCAGUUCCCUCCUGUGGAGCAGUGGGGGAACCUAUGACCCCAAAAGCAGCGGUGAUCUCCACUUUUAAGCCAAGCAGGCUGCCCCAAAAUGGACAGGGAUCCAGUCUAAUCACUCAGCGUCCCGACAGCAGCACUUGUAGCUUUGACAUGGACCAGGGGCCCAGGGCACUUCAUUGGGAGCCAUCCCGCUGCUGUGAUAAUCUCCUCUGUGGGCCCCUAAAAGGACCUGUUUUUAUCUACCUGUGUGACUUGAAGUGGCCAUAUACUGUCAGGGGUGGAGCAGCCCCUGUCUGUACUGCUAUACUGGGACAGCAGACCCCAUCCCUGGAACAGGUUUUUCCCUGUGUCUGUGUCCCUGGUGCCUAGGGGAGGAGGCCAAAGAGAGGAAAGUCUUGGGUCCCUGCUCGAACUGAGUCCUCACACAGGCAUAGUUUGAGGCUGCAGCCCAUUGCCAGCCUGUGCUACCCCAACUGGCAGGUUCUGGUGCCACCUCCACGGAGGUGGGCAAAGCCAGGGACCCAAAGUGGGUUGAGUCUGUGGGCAGCAGCACUCUGGGGUGGCUACCAAAUGAGUUCUGCACUUGUCCCUGUGGGCAGUGAUGAACUGUGUCUUGUGGACAUCUCAGCUGGAUGUAGAACUCAGCCUAUCAGGAACAACCUGGCUUCAUAACAGCAACAAGCAGCAAUAGAAAAGGAAGAUGAGGGGCUGGGGAGAUGGCUCAGUGGAAUAAGUGCUUCUCGGGCCUGAGUUCAAUCCCUGGUUCCGCCAAAAAAAAAAAAGGAAGAUGAACCAGUUUUUACCUUUCAGAGAAGCAAGGGCUGGAAGCUCUUUGGGAAACGCGUGCCUCCUCUGUGCAGAUGGGCCACCCUAUUCACUACCUCCUGCUUGGCAUGAAACCCACUGUUCUCCUUCCCCUAGCAUCUGAGAGGAAGGACAACUCCCAGCAUUCUUUGGCCUCCUCCUGCGAGAUGUGUGCAGUAUGGCCCUCCUGGUUGGGCCUGGGAGGCCUCAGGGUCAAGCACACUGCACUAGAAUUAUGUCCCUUCGUGCUGCAUGGAAAUCCCCACUGUCCCCCAGCUACAGAGGGGUACUGCCGGUCAUUUGGCCUGGAGGUGAUGAGGUGGGAGAGUAGCUGUGCUUGAACCAAGCUCCCACACCCUGUUGUUCCAACAGUACUUGUCCCGGCUGCCCUGGACAAGGCACCCUGAGACUGACAGGCAACAGUAAAUGGAACUGCCCACUGCCACAGAAGCUGGGGAUGGGCAUGUGGACAGGCUCAAUUAGCCAGCGCCUUGGGAAAAGGAGGGUGAUAAGCCAGAGUCCCCAGCCAUCCUGCUCCUUCCCAGGUUUUCUUGCUCUAUCCAGAGGUCAUCUCGCCUUCCUCUUCCCCUCACUGCCUUUAGUGAGCAGGUUUCACUGCUUCAUCAAGACAGAUCAAAAGUGAAGGGUUUUCACUAUUAAAGAAUAAAUCCAAGAGCUUUCCAGAGACCAGCUGCUGCAGCUCUGCAGCUCUGGGAAUACCUAACAGAUUACUGUGUGGAAAAGUACCUUAAUAAGCUUUAGACAUUAAAAUUAGUUAUCAGUGUUACUCCUACUAUUGAGAUCCCUGCUUUGUGGCAAACAGCUGUACUAGAUGUACUGACUCUGCUGCCCUUGUUUUGCUGCAUGUUAAAUAAAACUAUUUUUACCCUAGUUGGAAUCCUUAUAAUAGACACCAUUCACCCCAAGGUAAAGUCAACACCUAUGGUGGGGUGGCUAGACG